This is a messenger RNA of Daldinia loculata, 967 nucleotides long. RefSeq names its product cytochrome c oxidase polypeptide vib-like protein. The transcript has 5 exons. The record is from RefSeq and is a predicted model, not a curated record. Lineage: Eukaryota; Fungi; Ascomycota; Sordariomycetes; Xylariales; Hypoxylaceae. Gene Ontology annotation, cellular component: respiratory chain complex IV; mitochondrion. The coding region runs from base 212 to 472 and encodes 86 amino acids.
AUCCACUGUAUCAUGCCACCAAAGCCUGAGGCAGCUAAAAUUAACGCUCCAUGAUUCGAUUCGGCAAGAAACCCAAUGGUCCGAGAGCUCUUUCCAAGCUGCGAUCUUCUUUAACAUACAUCACAUCACCACUUUUCACUACGAGCCGUCGCCAUUGAGCCCCCCCAACCAACAUCUUUUUCCUCCAAAAUAAAUCACUUUAACCGCCAAGAUGUCCGACGAAGAACGCGUAACGAUGCCCUUCAAGUUCGUCACCGCCGGUGUCGACGCUCGAUUCCCCAACCAGAACCAAACCAAGCACUGCUGGCAGAACUACGUCGAUUACCACAAGUGCAUCAACGCCAAGGGCGAGGACUUUGCCCCGUGCCGUCAGUUCUUACUCGCAUAUCGAUCUCUAUGCCCGAGCGGAUGGUACCAACGAUGGGAUGAGCAGCGAGAGGCUGGAAACUUCCCCGCCAAGUUGGAUGCUUAAGUGCAACGCUAUGGUUUUUUAUAAGCAUCCGUCGAAUCAGCAACGUUGGACUUUUUCGAUGUAGUAUAUUACCUACCUAAGACUUUAAGCCAGCCAACAACUAAAGAUUCGCUCCAAAUUUCUCGUUUUUUAUGCCUAUGUUUAUAUGACUAGUUGACACAUAUUGCCAGUCUUGAUUCUCACCAUAGGCAGGAAAGCCAAGAGUAUAAUCUCAGGCAUAACUCUUUUAUGUAUGCCUAAGGUUUACCUUGGGAUAUUUUUGUGCCAAAUACGAGUAAAAAUUUCUUAUUUGGGACAUAUGCCUUGCUACCUUGUGCGAAUUUGUCCUGCCUUACAAGCAGUAAGAGAUGAAAGAAAUAAACAGCAAGGGAGCUAGAAUCAAUCCUGUUAAGGUAUGUAUAAGUAGCUUAGGGGUAGAUCUAUCAGGAUUGGGUAUAUAAAAAGCGCGCAGCGCCCUCGUAAGAAGGUAAAAGGCAGGCGUUAAUGGUUUAAUAC